Messenger RNA from Xiphophorus maculatus (southern platyfish), 2622 nucleotides. Its product is annotated as alpha-1A adrenergic receptor-like. Gene Ontology annotation, biological process: cell-cell signaling; adenylate cyclase-activating adrenergic receptor signaling pathway; phospholipase C-activating G protein-coupled receptor signaling pathway. Bases 512 to 1855 code for a protein of 447 amino acids. Gene Ontology annotation, molecular function: alpha1-adrenergic receptor activity. The transcript has 5 exons. The record is from RefSeq and is a predicted model, not a curated record. Gene Ontology annotation, cellular component: membrane. NCBI's taxonomy places the organism in Eukaryota, Metazoa, Chordata, Actinopteri, Cyprinodontiformes, Poeciliidae.
UGUUUCAGUGUCUCUGCCUUUUUCCCCCUCAUCUCUCCCAACUUUCCCACAUUAAACACUUGGACCAUAAAAGGAGACGCAGAUCUUCUCCCUGCGCCUGAAUCAGCAGCUCAAGCCGAGGAGGAGCUCCGCUGGGCCGGCAGGAGCCCGCCAGCCGCUCCGCAGAGCCCCAAGCCCCCCGAAGGAGUCCGAAUGGACCCGAGCGGACCCGAGCCUCCACCUGCCGCUGCACAGCGCGCGCCUCCCGCUCAAACCGAGCGAGCUCCGCACGAGCGCCCAGCUCAGCCCGGGAUUUAACCAGAACCAGAAGCGGGUCAUUUCUCUCUUUUUUACAAGUUUUCAUCCAAAAACUCUUUUUAAACUAGCGGAACCGGAGCGGUUUGGACUCUAAAACACAUUUAAAGAGUCCCCCCCCUCCCCUCCCCCCCUUCCCCUGACUGGAUCAAAGUAAGUCCCGCUGUUAUCCGCAGUGAACGUUCUUUUCCAUUUAAACAUCUGACCGCUUCCCAGCAUGAGUCUGCGGACUAACGGCUCCCUGCCGGACCUGUUCCACCAGAACUCCUCCUCCAAUCGGACCGGGCCGCCGGACCCCGCCGCUCCACUGGACCUGAGCCGGGCGGUGCCGGUCGGAAUGGUGCUGGCCUCCUUCAUCAUGUUCGCCAUCGUGGGGAACAUCCUGGUCAUCCUGUCGGUGGUCUGCAACCGGCACCUGCGGACCCCCACCAACUACUUCAUCAUCAACCUGGCCAUGGCGGACCUGCUGCUGGGCACCACCGUGCUGCCCGUGUCCGCCACCCUGGAGGUUCUUGGCUACUGGGUGUUUGGUCGGAUCUUCUGUGACAUCUGGGCGGCGGUGGACGUGCUGUGCUGCACGGCCUCCAUCAUGUCGCUCUGCGUCAUCUCCAUCGACCGCUACGUGGGCGUGCGCUACCCACUGCAGUACCCCAUGGUGGUCACCAGGAGGCGCGCGCUGCUGGCCAUGCUGGGAGUCUGGAUCCUGGCGCUGGUCAUCUCCAUCGGGCCGCUGCUGGGCUGGAAGCAGCCGCCGUCACAGGAUGACACGGUGUGUGUGAUCACAGAGGAGCCUUUCUACGCCCUGUUCUCGUCGCUGGGGUCCUUCUACAUCCCGCUGGCCGUCAUCCUGGCCAUGUACUGCCGCGUCUACGUGGUGGCCAAGCGCACCACCAGGAACCUGGAGGCCGGCAUGAUGAGGGACCGCGCCGAGGACUCCAACGAGCUCACCCUCAGGAUCCACUGCCGGAACCAGCAGAUCCACGACCUCUGCCCUCCCGCCAAGGCCGCAGGGGGCGGAGCCUCGGCCGGCCGGGGCGCUCUCACCGUCAAGCUGCUCAAGUUCUCACGAGAGAAGAAAGCUGCCAAGACGCUGGGCGUGGUGGUGGGCAUGUUCAUCCUCUGCUGGCUGCCCUUCUUCCUGGUUCUGCCCAUCAGCUCGUUCAACAGCAGCCUACGACCUCCAGAAACGCUCUUCAAGGUCAUCUUCUGGUUGGGAUACUUCAACAGCUGCCUGAACCCCAUCAUCUACCCCUGCUACAGCCGCGAGUUCAAACAGGCCUUCAUCCGCAUCCUGCGCUGCCGCUGGAAGAGCAAGCGGCAGGGCUGGCAGGCGUACUACAACUACCGCUGCCAGCAAGGGUCAAACGCCUCGUCCUUCCUGAACGGCAGCCAGCAGACGCUGUCCUCCGCCGGCCAUAGCCCCUGCUGCGUCUCCACCAAGCUCCGCCCACCGCCUUGGCCCUCCGCCGCCAAGCGCCCGCUGCCCGGGUCGGCGCCAAGGCCCGGUCCGUUCCCGCUCGCAAAGGAUGCUGGGAGGCCGGGGACGGGGCCAACGGCAUGAGAAUCACCAGAGAGGAAGAGGAACGACACGGGGGAAACGCCCUCUGAGAACAGACAGGAAGUGAUGUCAUAAGCACUGACCAAUCAGGCUCUCAGUCUCAUGGACGCACCUGGCUCCUCCAAUUCCAGGUGUAGACUAAGAACUCCACGCUUUUAUUGUGAAGGAGGCAAUUAAGAUCAUGUAAAAACAGAACCGGAUCAGAUCUGCAUUUUAUUUAAUUUAAUCAGAGAGUUUUUAUUAAUAGGAGAUAAAUCCAUAAUGAGUCAGUUUAUCUGCUUAAAGCUGUAAAAUAAAUAAAGCAAAUAUACGCCGAGUUUAAACUGAUUUUAAGUACAGAUUCUCUUAAACUUGAUAUUUAUUUAUUCUGUUUUACAUUGUGAUGAAAACGUUCAUAUCCUUGCAGGCUUUUAUUGUGAAAGUAUCAGUGGUUGUAUUAUGACUUUUAUUGUGAAGGGUUUUUUAUAUCUCAGUGUUGAAUUGAAUCCAGCUGUGCCCCCCAGAUGUUCCUGCAGCGACCCGAGGAUGAAGAAGUUCUAAUGACGUUUUGAUGAAGUUCUGAGACAGGCAGGAAGUUGGGAACUGUUAGUUUUAACCUGGUUGCAGGAAGACUGCUGCUGUGUUCCUGCAGCACCACCUGGCGGACAGCGGUAGAACUGCAGCCGCUUUGAUUCUCUGUUUUAAUGUUUUUCUACUUCCAGCAUCAGCAGGUCUGUGUGAGUUCACCUCCUCUGUUCGGUUCAAUAAAAACCUGUUUGCUGUGUUGUAAA